Messenger RNA from Elephantulus edwardii (Cape elephant shrew), 708 nucleotides. RefSeq names its product BRICHOS domain containing 5 (gene BRICD5). Gene Ontology annotation, biological process: regulation of cell population proliferation. The record is from RefSeq and is a predicted model, not a curated record. The transcript is spliced from 6 exons. NCBI's taxonomy places the organism in Eukaryota, Metazoa, Chordata, Mammalia, Macroscelidea, Macroscelididae. Bases 1 to 708 code for a protein of 235 amino acids.
AUGGAGCAGGGGGAGCACCAAGAGGAGCACCCCAGGCCUACUGGGGUGAAGAGCAAGCCCUGCUCUGGGUGCUGGAGAGCCCCAGGUUUCCUGCUGUUGCUGGCAGUGCUCACCGCAGGGGCUGCUACUGGAGGGCUUCUCAGCUUUGCUCACGGAUCCCACAAGGGAAUGAUGGUAGUGCUGAUAGACUCAGCUCAGACCCCUUCUCAGUCACGGCUACAGCUGCUCCGGCUGACCCUCCCAGGCCCCAAGGCCAACCAGACCACACUGGUGGACGUGGCAAGGAACACAGCCAUUGUCACUGUGACGCCCCUGCAGAGCAACAGCAGCUGGGUGGUGCUGUUUGAUGGGCAGAAGGGCUUUGUCUGCUACCGGCCCGCAGGGCACUCGGCCUGCUUCCUGCACCCCAUGGAGCCCCAGGACCAGGAGGCACUGCAGCUGCUGGUGAACACCUCUCAGGUUCCAGGGUCUCGAGAUCACAGCCAGAACACUGGCCACACUCAGGAGCUGCUGGCUGUGCUGGGGAGACAGGAGGUGGACCCUGGCCAGCUGGGGACCUUGGUGCAACAACUCUGUGCACAGACACCCAUAUAUUGGGCCCAUCGUGCAGAGGGACCCCCGCGACAGCGGCUGAUCUACCUCUGCAUUGACAUCUGCUUCCCCAGCAACAUCUGUGUGUCAGUAUGCUUUUAUUACCUCCCAGACUGA